This is a messenger RNA of Scatophagus argus, 3813 nucleotides long. It is a transcript of the gene acox1, whose product is annotated as acyl-CoA oxidase 1, palmitoyl. Gene Ontology annotation, cellular component: peroxisome. Lineage: Eukaryota; Metazoa; Chordata; Actinopteri; Scatophagidae. The coding region runs from base 125 to 2110 and encodes 661 amino acids. The transcript has 14 exons. The record is from RefSeq and is a predicted model, not a curated record. Gene Ontology annotation, biological process: fatty acid beta-oxidation using acyl-CoA oxidase; very long-chain fatty acid metabolic process; lipid homeostasis. Gene Ontology annotation, molecular function: fatty acid binding; FAD binding.
GGUUCUGCGCUUGCGUGAGGUAGACAAGUCAGGAGAACUCGACAGGUCGAGGUUUUUCGAGGUUAUAUAAUAUAAUACUUACACUUUUUGCUUAUACAUAUUGUUUUCAGCCAGAUACAGAGCAAUGAAUCCUGAUAUCACGAAAGAGCGGCAAAACGCCACUUUUGACGUCGAGAAACUGACCAACAUUUUGGAUGGGGGCCCAGAAAAGACCAAAAGACGGCGAGAAAUUGAGUCAAUGGUUCUCAACGAUCCGGACUUUAAGGAGGAAGACCCAAACUUCCUAUCCCGCAGUGAGCGCUAUGACCAGGCUGUUAGGAAAAGUGCCAAAAUGAUCCUGAAGCUCAGAGAGUAUGGCAUUGCGGACCCAGAAGAGAUCUACUGCUAUAAGAAUAUUGCUAAGGGCAACCAUCACGAGGCCAUGGGGCUGCACUUUGUCAUGUUCCUCCCAACCCUGUACAGCCAGUGCGACCCUCAGCAGUCCAGGAUAUGGGUACCUUUGGCAGAGUCCUUCCAGGCCAUUGGCACAUAUGCCCAAACUGAGCUGGGUCACGGCACUCACCUCAGAGGGCUGGAAACCACAGCCACAUAUGACCCAGCCACUCAGGAGUUUGUCUUGAACAGUCCCACCGUCAGCUCCAUCAAAUGGUGGCCUGGAGGACUUGGAAAGACCUCAAACCAUGCCAUAGUUCUAGCCCAGCUUUACACACAGGGAAACUGCCAUGGUCUGCAUGCUUUCAUUGUACCCAUCCGUGACAAGAACACGCAUGUACCCCUGCCAGGUAUUGUGGUUGGAGAUAUCGGCCCCAAGUUUGGCUUUAGUGAAGUUGACAAUGGCUUCCUGAAACUAGAGAAUGUACGAAUUCCACGGGAGAACAUGCUGAUGAAAUAUGCCAAGGUGGAGCCAGAUGGAACCUAUGUGAAGCCGCCAAGUGCCAAGCUGACCUACGGCACCAUGGUGUUCAUCCGUUCCAUGAUCGUAGGCGAGUCAGCUCGGGCCCUCGCUAAGUCCUGCACCAUUGCCAUCCGCUACAGCGCCGUUCGUCAUCAGUCUGAAAUCCGGCCGGGAGAGCCAGAGCCUCAGAUCCUCGACUACCAGACACAGCAGUACAAGCUGUUUCCUCUGCUGGCUAUGGCCUAUGCCUUUACUUUUGUUGGUCAGUAUAUGAGCCAUACCUACCACCGCAUCAGUGGAGACAUCAGCGAAGGGGACUUCAGUGAACUGCCAGAGCUCCAUGCCCUGUCUGCUGGACUGAAGGCCUUCACCACUUGGGCAGCCAACUCUGCCAUUGAGGUGUGCCGCAUGUCAUGUGGUGGCCACGGCUACUCUCGCAGCAGUGCCUUGCCGGACAUUUAUGUCGAGUUCACACCUACGUGUACCUACGAGGGAGAGAACACUGUCAUGAUGCUGCAGACUGCACGAUACCUAGUGAAGUGUUACCGGCAGGCUAAAGCCGGCCAGCAGUUGAGCGGCAUUGUGUCGUACCUGAACGAAUCAGAGCAUCGGAGGAUCCAGCCCCAGCCCGUCGCUGCAAGGCCAGUCGUGGUGGACAUAAAUGACCUGGUGAGCCUGGUGGAAGUCUACAAGCUACGAGCUGCCAUUCUGGUAGAGCUGGCAGCUAAGAGCAUCCAGCAGGAGUUGCAGCGCAGAAAGAGCCAGGAGGAUGCCUGGAACAACAGCUCUAUUGACCUGGUCAGAGCCUCAGAUGCCCACUGUCACUACGUUGUAGUGAAGCUGUUCACUGACAAGCUGGGAGAUAUCAGUGACACAGCAAUACACUCAGUGAUGUCAACCCUGGCUCUUCUCUACGCCCUGCAUGGCAUCACAAACAACUCUGGAGACUUCCUGCAGGCUGGACUGCUGAGUGUGCCCCAGGUCCUGCAGAUUUCUGCUCGUAUUAAGGAGCUGCUGUCUCAGCUGAGGUCCAACGCUGUGGCACUAGUUGAUGCCUUUGAUCUCCCUGACAAGAAGCUGAAUUCCGUCCUUGGACGAUAUGACGGGAAUGUCUAUGAGCACAUGUUCGAGUGGGCUCGCCGCUCACCCUUAAACACUACAGAGGUCCAUGAGUCUUUCCACAAGUACCUGAAGCCCCUGCGGUCCAAACUGUGAACUGACCCUGGCACCUUGAUUCCUGGCUAUGACCCUUCAACUCUGUGCAUAUAGACUCAGUGUUGACAGUAUUAUAUCAACCCCAUGACAGUCUUCACUUGGCAUCAGCUGGUAUUUAUCAGUGUGAAGGAAUUUAGUCUGUUUUCUCUCUAUAUGUGGUCAAGUUGAACACUGUAAUCAGCCUCUCUAAAUGCCAUGGUAUAUUGUAACAUUUUGGAGCAAUGUAGUGCACAAGCUCAUGUUUUUGGGCAGUGGGGAAUGACAGGCUAAACAGGUAAAGCAAUCUGAAAAUAAUGUUAACAAUAAGAUGAAUGCAUGAAAGCAGGAGUAAUUAUUAUAAUUUCUUUGUGGCAUUUCAUUUCCCCAAAUUUCAUUGACCUAAAAAACAUUUAUAAGGGUUGAUAGGUAGUUUACAUCAGAUAAGCAGUCUAACAAAUUGAAGCAGAGGUCCAGUGGACACAUCAAAUGAAAAUAUUUCACUGUAAAAUACAACACACGUGAUUGAGUUCAACUUUAGAGCAUUAAAAUGUUGAUUUAUUUGAACUGUGCCUUUAAAAAGUCACUGUCUUGCACUGUAUCAAACUGUCCUCCACAGCCUUAAUGAUACUUUACCCAUAUGUAUGAUUUUAGCGUCAAAGACUCUCCUUCUGUAGGUCAUAUCAGGUUUAAAGGUAAAAAAAUCUGACUUUACUCUCAUGAAUAACAUUACUUCAAAGAAAUGUACAGAUUAUAUUCUUAACUGUACUCGUAGAGGCCUAUGGAGAGAUGAUGUGUAUGAGACAGUGGCUUUCAAAGAUGAGAUGAAAAAUUAGCUCACUCUAAGGAUUUCUCAUCAAGCAAGGGUGAUCCUCUGUUAAACUGUGUUUCAUUGUUAGAUUGAAUGAUUACAUUUUUGUGAGCGUCCAUAUAAUUUUGAAUGUAUAUGACUUAAAGCUUUCUGCAGAUAACGGUGAAGGAUGUCAGGUGUUUUAAAAGGCCACAUAUGCAAUGUAUGUGCGAAGUAGUGUUGUGCCUCCCUGCUGUGGGGGGUUGAUAUAAGUACUUUGGAAAGGAUUCUUUUUAGUUUUUGUUGUAAUCAAGCACAUUUCAAAAUACAAUUAAAUUCACUGACAGUAUUGUUUCACAUUCAAAUCCUGCAGUUUGACUAUUUCUGAUUCAAAUGUAAUUGAAAUAUUUGCAGAUGGGGUAAUUGUUUUCCUAGAUCAGUGUUUCCAUGUGUUUGUUAUUACAGGCUCAGAAAAUCUUCGAAUUUUCAUUAUAAACUGAAUUUACAAGCAGAAAUGUAUGAUACUUCAUAGAAUUGGUGGAUAGAAGUAGGAAACGAAUUUGAAGAAAUUGUUUUAACUGGAAAGACACCAUGAUGAAAAGGAGAACUUUAAUCUAAAGCCUCACUGGUAACUGGAGAUGAUUUGUGGAAUAAUCUUGUGCCUGGAGAAGCCAUCUUUUCUAAAUCUAUCCAUUGUAGCAUGUUCUCUCACAAGUACCAUAACCGUUUUCGCUUUCUGUAUAUGUUUGACUUUUAAUCAGGAGAUUUCUGCUGUAAGAGCUUGAUUAUCUUUGUGUAUGUAAGUAGUUUGUAAAUCAUAUUUGUGUUCUAAUUUGUCUGUGUUUUACAGGUUAAUACUGCACUUAAACAACAUGAUUUUAAUGGUUGGUAAAUAAUUUGACCUGUAAGCUUUAUUAAUAAAAAAAUAAAUAAUCAA